Messenger RNA from Lactuca virosa, 400 nucleotides. The record is from the annotation of a GenBank genome assembly. Lineage: Eukaryota; Viridiplantae; Streptophyta; Magnoliopsida; Asterales; Asteraceae.
AUGGGAAACGUAGUACAAUUGAAGGUAGGUUUACACUGUGAAGAUUGCAUCAAGAUGAUCUUAAAAGCCAUCAAGAAGAUCGAAGAUAUCGAGACAUAUGAUGUUGAUACAGGACUGAACAAGGUGACUGUUACAGGAAACGUGACAAGCCAACAAGUCAUCAAAGCUCUACACAAGAUCGGGAAACAGGCUACUAACUGGGAACAUGCUUCAACCACAAGCCACUAGAUCCAUCUUCUCUAUUGAGCUCAUCGUUGAAGGUUUUGAUUGAUUUUCAAACUUCAUAUAUAAUCUUGUAUCAUCUACUUCUGUUUAAUCUAUUAUAUUAUAGAUGCAACAGUCGAUCAUACCAUGUUUUGACAAUGAUAAAAUCUAGAGGAUUAUACCAUGUUGUCACAUA